UUCAUUCAGAGGCUGAAGGGAACAAGAUAAGCUUGGCUGUAUUGUAGCUCACGUGUUGCGGCCUUCUCCUAGACACAAACAGGACGCUUAUCGUAGACUUGUUGACGGACAAGCUGACCUCAUCAUGUUCGGCUGGGUCGCCGGGUUCUUCACCUAUGAGACGACUAAGUCUGUGGUGGUCAAGAGCUGGUCGGUGGGAAUCAUCAACCGUGUGGCGCAACUCCUCAUCAUCAUCUACUUUGUGGGCUGGGUGUUCAUCCAUGAGAAGGCCUAUCAGGUUCGUGACACUGGGAUCGAAUCAGCGGUCAUGACAAAAGUCAAGGGCUUCGGCUUCCUCAACGACAGUUUGAUGGACGUAGCCGACUACGUCAUGCCUACGCAGGGUGCAUCAGUGUUCUGCAUCAUCACCACAAUGGUCGUCACAGACAAUCAGACGCAGAGGACAUGUCCCGAGUCUGAUAAGAAGUUUAACUGCAGCACUGAUCACGACUGUGAGAAAUUCUUGUCCUCAAACCUGGCAAGUGGAAAGAUAACGGGCAAGUGUAUCACUGAGGCUAACCGAUGUGAGAUUUUAGGCUGGUGUCCAGCAGAGGAUGAAUCCCAGAGACUAAUUCCGAUGAAUGAGGUUGAGAACUUCACAAUCUUUAUAAAGAACAGCAUACGUUUCCCUCUCUUUAACGUCACAAGGGGGAAUAUGGGGGCAAAAAGCAAUUUGUCAUGUGUGUAUGAUCCCGUAAAGAACUCAGACUGCCCGAUCUUCCGAGUAGUAGACGUGCUAAAGUGGGCCGGUGAGGAUAUCAAUAACAUCUCACGAAAUGGAGGAGAGAUUGGAAUUAACAUAGCCUGGAUGUGCAACCUGGACCAGCAUGUGGACAACUGUAAACCCAAAUACACUUUCACUCGACUCGACUCUGCAUUUAAAGACAGCCCCAUCACCUCGGGAUACAACUUCAGGUUUGCAAAAUACUAUAAGUCAGAAGAUGGCAAGGACUUUCGCACACUGUUUAAGGCUUUUGCCAUUCGCUUUGACAUACUUGUGUCCGGCAAUGCUGGAAAAUUUCACUUAAUCCCGACAGUAAUUAAUGUCGUUGCUGCUUGCACCUCGGUCGGCCUGGCAACGGUCCUCUGUGACAUCAUCCUGUUAAACUUCCUGAAAGGAGCUAAACAAUACAAGGCGAAGAAAUUUGAAGAGGUUUCAGAUACUGUCAGGUCUCCAAGUCUUGACCUCCAUCAGGGCAGCCAGCUGACAAUCAAACGGGAAGAGAAGAGCUCGGUCGACUCAGGGGCUUAUUCCAUUGGACAUUAGGUGUGAAUCUGUCGAAAAGCUUAUUCAGCGUCCAUCCUGAACCUCGCCACUUUUACACCAAAGGACAUCACGUUUACAGCUAUUGUCAAUUUCCUCGCCUGAAUCUGAAUAUGAUUCCCUGAUAACAAAAAAAGCACAUUUGCUGAAAAAUUGGGAAUGUAUUUUAUAAAAAUAAUAAGAAUAAUAAUAAUAAAAAUACAAGCAUAUGCUGAAUUUCAGAAAUAUUCACAUAUAAAGAGGAUUUUACAAAGUCAUAAAGGAAAGCCGUAUUAUCAGCGAUAUUAAACUUUUUGCUUCCUGGGCCGCUUUAACUGUAAGUCUUUACUAU
This is a messenger RNA of Clarias gariepinus (North African catfish), 1634 nucleotides long. It is a transcript of the gene p2rx3a, whose product is annotated as purinergic receptor P2X, ligand-gated ion channel, 3a. Gene Ontology annotation, molecular function: purinergic nucleotide receptor activity; ATP binding; extracellularly ATP-gated monoatomic cation channel activity. The coding region runs from base 125 to 1306 and encodes 393 amino acids. Gene Ontology annotation, cellular component: nuclear inner membrane; plasma membrane. The record is from RefSeq and is a predicted model, not a curated record. Gene Ontology annotation, biological process: monoatomic cation transmembrane transport; response to ATP. The transcript is spliced from 12 exons. Lineage: Eukaryota; Metazoa; Chordata; Actinopteri; Siluriformes; Clariidae.